AUGCUGAAGAAGGAGGGUGUGUAUGAUCCGAAACGACUAUUUGGUGUGACGACCCUAGACAUUAUCCGAACCAACACGUUCAUCGCUAGUUCUAAGGGUCUGGACGUUUCCAAGGUGUCAUGUCCUGUCAUCUGUGGCCAUUCUGGCAACACCAUCAUUCCUGUCAUAUCUCAAUGCACUCCGUCGGUAUCAUUCACCCAGAAAACUCGUGAAGAAAUUACCGCUCGUAUUCAGAACGCCGGGACCGAAGUUGUGAAUGCAAAGGCUGGAGCGGGUUCGGCAACUCUUGCCAUGGCCUACGCAGGCGCACGCUUCGCCAACUCGCUUCUGCACGCGAUGAAGGGCCACGCGAACAUCGUUGAGUGCACCUUCGUUGAGUGCGAUGUGGCCGAUACCGAAUUCUUUGCUAGCCCUGUUCUCCUCGGGCCAAACGGUGUUGAGAAGGUGUACGGAAUCGGCAAACUCAACGAGUACGAGAUUGACUUGCUGAAGAAG
Mesocestoides corti is the source of this 495-nucleotide messenger RNA. Lineage: Eukaryota; Metazoa; Platyhelminthes; Cestoda; Cyclophyllidea; Mesocestoididae. The record is from the annotation of a GenBank genome assembly.